Molecule: messenger RNA, 369 nt
Organism: Ilex paraguariensis (yerba mate)
Lineage: Eukaryota; Viridiplantae; Streptophyta; Magnoliopsida; Aquifoliales; Aquifoliaceae
Source: the annotation of a GenBank genome assembly
UUUGUAUUUUAUGCCAUUGAACAUUGAAGCAAUGGAUUAAGCUAGAUGUUCAUAUUAUUUUUUCAAAAUUUAACUACCAUAUGGUUGAAUUGACAUCAGCUGUGGUUUGCUUUUUGUUUGUUUUAAUACACUGUAGCUUGUACAAUGCAGCUUCCUGAGGCUAGAAGUGUUGUUUCAAACUACAAAUUUGUGGUGACUCCCGAUGUCCAUUUUCAGAAAGAUCUGGGCUUGGACAGCUUGGACAAUGUGGAAAUUGUGAUGGCUCUAGAAGAGGAGUUCAAGCUGGAGAUUCCAGACAAGGAAGCUGAUAGGAUCGACUCCUGUGCUCUUGCAGUCGAGUAUAUUUCUAACCAUCCAAUGGCUGGUUAA